AACAAGUCAAGAGGUCAAGAGGACCAGGACUACAUCUAGCGUGUAUCUUGGAUAGAUCUAUAGGAUAUGGUACAGGACAUCCCCCAGAUCGGCUACGGCAUCGGGACUGCAUGGUUCAAGAAGGAAGAGGGCGACGUCGACAGGGCCCUCGUCGACGCAGUCAAGAUCGCCAUCGAUGUUGGUUACCGUCACUUUGACAAUGCCGAAGUCUACAGAAAUGAGCGGGACUUCGGCGUUGCUUGGACGGAGCAUGGCAUCAAUCGAGAAGACCUUUGGAUCACGACCAAAGUGCACAUGGGCGUGGCAGACGCUGUCGGUGCACUCAAGGCAUCCCUCGAGAAGCUGCAGACGUUGUUUGUGGAUCUCUAUCUAAUUCACAUGCCGUACUUCGAUGACAAGGGUGAAGGAAAGAUUGAGGAUGUCUGGCAGGCAAUGGAGCAGUGUGUCGACCUCAAACUUGCCAAGCACAUUGGUGUGUCCAACUUCCGGGUCAAGGACAUCCAACGUGUCCUCAAAGUCGCCACAAAGCCCGUCUUUGCCAACCAGGUCGAGUGUCACCCGUAUCAUGCCACGCCUGGACUGCAUGAUUUGAUGAAGCAGCAUGGCAUCCGCGGUGAAUCUUACGGGCCACUUGUGCCCAUGCUACAUGCCAAGGAUGGACCCCUGUCGCCAUACAUUUCUGAAUUGGCAAAGAAGUACAGCAGAUCAGAAGGCCUCAUCUUACUGCGAUGGAAUAUCCAGAAGGGCAACAUUAUCAUCACCACAUCCUCCAAAAGAGACCGCAUGAAGGAGCAAUUGACGGUUGCUGACUUUGAGCUGGAUGCUGCUGAUGUGGCCAGGAUUGACGAGCUCGGCAGCCAGCACAGUUUCACCAAAUUCUUUGACAAUCCCAAUGAGUAGAUUAGAUAGAUAGCAGGUGCCUGAUGUUUUA
Molecule: messenger RNA, 931 nt
Organism: Protomyces lactucae-debilis
Lineage: Eukaryota; Fungi; Ascomycota; Taphrinomycetes; Taphrinales; Protomycetaceae
Product: NADP-dependent oxidoreductase domain-containing protein
Exons: 2
Coding region: 67-900 (277 amino acids)
Cellular component (GO): cytosol
Molecular function (GO): oxidoreductase activity, acting on NAD(P)H as acceptor; aldose reductase (NADPH) activity
Source: RefSeq, a predicted model, not a curated record